This is a messenger RNA of Prorocentrum cordatum, 4928 nucleotides long. NCBI's taxonomy places the organism in Eukaryota, Dinophyceae, Prorocentrales, Prorocentraceae. The record is from the annotation of a GenBank genome assembly.
GCAUUCGCGCGUGCAUGAUUGCAUGAUCGUGGUAGCAAGUGGACUCGUUCGCGCGGCGCUGCGCUCUCGUUUCGACGCGCCGAUGGCGUGAUAUCGGUCAGCGUCACCUGUGGGCUCGGGCACAGACGGCUGCUGCCAUGCGCGUGCGCCGGCGGUUGACAGGCACGUGUGUGUACGCCGAGGUCUCCUCCUUUCUCUGCCGCUCUCUCCACUGAAUCCAGCUGUGCGCCCAACUUCAAUGCUGGAGGGAGGCAGCCGUCAAGCCGAAGCUCGGGAUCAGCCUGAGCAGACCCAGGAGUUAACCACAAACGCCUUCUCCAGUACAAUGUCUACAUGUGCAAAGAGCCGCGCGCAACACAAUACCUUCUUGGUUUUGCUGCAGGGAUGUGCUGUCGCCGCCGUAGGCCGUGAAUCGCACCAUGACCCCAAGGGACAAGUUUAACCGGCCCUGGAUCCAUCCUAUGGAUCAGUACGACGAUGAGAACAGGACGAUCUUCAAGAACAAGCAUGCGUAUGAGCUGGCGGAGUGGACAUACUUGAGGUUGAACGCACGGGUGGACUUCGCCACCGCAGACCUUGACUACCCUGGCCCCUUCAAAGAGCUGUGGGGCUAUACUUUGGGAAAGUUCGGGGCGUUCAUGUCCAUUGUCGCGGGCUUCGCGUGCGUCGAGCUGCACCUGAGCUUGAAGGCAAUGUCGCCAUCCUCGCAGAUCGUGAAGCAUGCAGGCACUGUGCUGCUCUGUAUUCCCAACUGCUGCAAGAAGUUUAUCGACGACAAGGUGGCGCCCUACCCGGUGCUCUUCGUAUACCCGUGGCAGAAACUUUAUCCGUACGCAUUCGUAUGUGGCUCAUGUGGGUUUGCCGUUACGGUGAUUUGGGAUUGGCUGCUGAUGACGCCCGUUCACCUCAUCAGGGCGGUCUGGGACUACGUCUCCUGUCAGGACAUCUGUUCACCGCAGGAGAAGCGAGCCCUGCUGGCGCACGGAGUCGUCAACGACCGCCUCCAGUCCCUGCUGGCGAGCCGUCGCUCGUACUUUGUGUGCAUGGCCGUCCUCGGUGUGGUCGCGUUCGCGACGAACACCGUAGACACCGUCAACAUCUCCAACGACCUCACACACUUCUAUCGGGCGUCAAAUGUGCAGACUCAAUAUCCGCUUUACCGCUGCGACAUAACUCGUGGAAACUGCUCGACGAACGAGAUUGAUUUUGAUUCUGCAAAGCGGUACUCGGAAGACAUGCUUGUGCGAUUGGUUGCCAUCCUGUGGGAAGGUACCAACCGUGCUGACACCGUGAAACAUGUGAUCUCUUGGCUGGGCACUUUCCUCUCGGUGUUCUGUUCGAUUGGUGCUCUGGUUCACUGGACAGAUUUCCGAAAGUCCAGGCGGUUUUGCAUUGUGGGCUGGAUUUUUGCUUCGCUCAGUCCAAUUGUGACCUCCUCCAUCGCGGAGAUUGAUUUUGUCCGAUGGGACAGAGUGGAGGACCACGUCGCAACUGUUGGAGCAGAAAUUGCGGAGGAGGUGAUGUUCCACGUCACGAACCAUGCGUCUGUGGAAUCUUGCAAGGCGUCUGUGGCUGCAAUCGAUACUGGGCUCCCUAUUGCUCAAAACAUAUGUGGUUGGUACACGUGGAAAUGGAACAUUUUUAAAUCAGAGGAGUACGUAAGAGGUUGUGAUCACUUUGAAGCGGCUGUCGUGACUUACAAGGCUACGCUGAUAACGAACUCGUCAACGUUCUGUAGGAAAAUGGACCUAUUCCAGAGUGACGGUCCCUCAUUCAGGGGCCAGUUGCAGGACAAGAUGAGGAGGACCAUUACCCCCGUAAUCAAAGAUGGUUUGCUGCUGGCCGUAGCCUUCAAGUCCACGAUAACCAACUUGCUCUCGCUGCUGGGUGCCAUCAUGUCGAUGGCUCCGGCGCUGAUGCAAGGAGGACUUAUGGUCAAGAACCAGGUCCCGCAGCAGACCAUGCCAGCCAUCCUCACCACGCUGCCCUGGGCUUUCAGCCUGAUGACAUGGGCCCAGUACCAAGCUUACUACCAGGUCCUGGGAAGCAGGUUUUUCCUGGUCGCUUGCCUUUGUCUCAGCUACGGGCCGAUCCUGUAUUACUUCUUCGCGAAGCAGUACAAUGUGAUUCAGCCGAUGUGCGACCAGCAGUCCGUCACGUUCACGUUCCGGAUCUGGUACUACGCGCUGUUCCUCGCCAUCCUCUUCCCGUACAUCUUGGUGGCGGCGUACUUUGGCGUAAUCGACGAGGGCACCGAGCUCGGGUACAUAAAGCACAGGGCGAUCACCAAGCUAUUCAGUCCAGAACUCAGGGACGUCGUCAAUGUGAUCUCCAAUUCGAUCUGCAUGUACGCUUACACUUUGCAGGCAGGUAUCGACUGGUUCGUCGACGAGCUGGUUGGCCACCAUCUUGCGGCGCACGCACCCCUCUGCCUCGCCGCCAGCCAGAGCCCCGAGGAGGCGACUGUGCUGCAGAAGAUGCUCGACACAUCCCUGGAUCAGGAGCAGAUCGACGAGGGCACCUACGUCUGCGGGGGCCUGAGCGACCCGUUUCCCACGAGGCCCUCCGCGGACGGCACGUGGAGCGACAAGGUGAAGGUCUACACCAGCUGCCUAGCCUACAAGGACUUCGCCACCCUCGACCAGAUGGCUGGGCACGCCGCGCGUCGCCGCUCUCCCGCGCGGAGUCCGUCGGCCGCGGCAAAGGAGGCAAAGGCGCGGGUUCUGCCCCGCCUCGCAAGCGUGCUGCGCGGACUGUUUCGGGUGCUGACGGUGAUCAGGUUGCAGUCCCAGAUCGACGAGCAUUCCGCGAAGUUGGUUGAUUGUGAACGAUUCGACAGGGACCCAGAUGGCACGCUCCUCAUCGCUGUUGCGCAACGUCCGACCUCUCUCGAGGCCAGGUCGAAGUGCCUGGUGUCCUUUCUUUCGGAGGUUGGGUCCGAUGAGAAGGAGUACAAGAUCGAGGCGAAGGGCGACCUCCCGUGCAAGCGCUUCGCCGAUCACUUCGCCAGCCUGGUCGCCCCUGCUGGCCGCGAGGUCUUGCGGCCCCCCCGUGGUCUCAAGAUCGGGCGCGACUGGAAAGAGUUCUAUGCUGAUGCCCCUGGCAGCGACGCGCAGACGAGGGUCCACAUCGGCCCCGACAAGUCGCUUCGCCAGAUCAAGACCGAGAUCACUUUGCGGCGUUGCAGAGCCUCGAUCUCGGUGCUCAAGGUGGAAGUUACUGCUGGCGACGCCCCUGCUGUUCUCUACUGGGAUGCUGCCAAGCUCGAGAAGCAGGGUUUGUCGACGGCCGCUGCUCUGCGAGUGGCCGCGUGGAACUGCAGGGCUCUCCUGCAGUGCGCUGGGGCGAAGGCGUCGAUGACAGUGCAGUACCUCUCCAAGCUCGGCCUCUCCAAGUCCAUCGUCUCGCUGCAGGAGAUCCACCGGGGCGCCCUGCAGCUGGAUGAAUUCGCGCGUUCUUUCGCCCCGCGCACCAUUGUUGUCUCUAGCUUCUGCGGCAGCGCUCAGGUGCCGGUGAUCGUCAAUGGCGACUUCAUCAUCGACGACGAUGGCGCUCUCGACUUGCAUGCUCCCGCUCCUGCUGCUCGGCGGGGUGGUUGCCGUCGCCGCGCAAGCGCCCCUGCAUGGCGUUCGGUCUUCGCGGACGUGCUGGAGAUCGAGGGGGGCGAGCCCGCGCGCUUCGAGGUUGCCUCGGGCAGGGCCCGCGUGCUGGGCCGCAUCUUCGCGUCGCUGCGCGGCUGGCAAGUGCGCCAGCUGCAGAUUUCCUUUGCCGCCGUGGGGUCGGCGGCCGCGGUCUUCUUUUCGGACCUCGCGCAUGAUCUUGAAGGGUCUGGUCGCGGCCUUGUUCGGGCCUGCGCCGACGACGUCGGUGGCGCGGCGCGGUCCGUGAGGGAUCUGGCUCCCGUGCGCCGCGUGAUGAACGUGGCGGCCUUGCUGGCCAACCUGUGCCUCAAGGUCCCCAAGUGCCUCCUGGCCCCCCUCCCUGGGCCCUUCUCGGUGGAGCUCGCGGCCGAGGUGGCCGACCAAUUGCGCAAGUGGAUCCCCCCGUGGGCCGAGUUCGGGGUUGUGGCUGAGCUCCAGUACUUGGGUCUGUGGAUGGGCCCCGCUGUAACGAUUGACCGCCAAUGGCGCGACCCUGUUGCCGAAUUGCGCGUUCGGGCUCAAGUCAUCGGCCACGGGGUCGCCCCUCCCAGCAUCUCGGCCAUUCUAUAUUGCACACCAGCCGUGCCUAUUUUCUCUCAUGUCGCGCAGUUCUGUGACAUGCCGCCCUCAGUUCGGAAGCAGGAGCUCGCGGCGCUGGCGCAGACCUUCCGCGUGGCUCUGGGCACCUCCCCGCUAUCGUGCUGGUUGUUGCUUCAAUCCUGGGGCGGACCUCGUGUGACCAGAUGGGCCUUCCUGGGUUGCGCGAGCUUGGGGCGUGCGGCUUUGGUUGCGUCCCAGGUCCAUGCCGACAUCCUGCGACGUCUUCGGGGGUCAGUGAGCACCGACGACGCGUGGCGCACCCUGGAAAUGCUCGCAUCGUCGCGACCGUAUACAGGCUUCUGGAGGUCUGAGGCGUCCGUGGAGAUGCUGGAGCGGGCGGCUGCGGGUGGCUCGCCCUCGGCGUCCUCUCCUUCGUGGUCUGCGGCCUGGCCCGCGGUGGCCGUCGCCGCCCGUGAGGGCCUCCUCAACCCCACCAUCGCGGCGUUGCGCUACCUCGCGGCUGCGUGCAACGCGUGCCACGAUGCCUCCUUGGUUUCCGCGCCGCUCAUCCUCAUCGUCGUCAUCUUCCUCGACGGCUUCUGCGCCCCCGCAGCUAAUUCCGCCGGCCUCCUCGCCGUUGACCCCGAUGGCUUCCGCGCCGCGCCGCUCGCGGAGCCCAAGUUCUGGGAUCACGCCCGCAGUGUCCCCGCCAUCGACGACCCCGACAGAGAUCGCCACUGGCGUUGA